Thecamonas trahens ATCC 50062 is the source of this 2473-nucleotide messenger RNA. Its product is annotated as N-acetylglucosaminyl-phosphatidylinositol de-N-acetylase. Gene Ontology annotation, biological process: GPI anchor biosynthetic process. The record is from RefSeq and is a predicted model, not a curated record. Gene Ontology annotation, cellular component: endoplasmic reticulum. Gene Ontology annotation, molecular function: N-acetylglucosaminylphosphatidylinositol deacetylase activity. Bases 1 to 2451 code for a protein of 816 amino acids. The transcript has 2 exons. Lineage: Eukaryota; Apusomonadida; Apusomonadidae.
AUGCCGGUGGACAAGGAGGUGGUGGCGAGCCUCCUAGCGUCGGUAGAGAGCAAGGUGGUGACCGCAGUCAAUGGCUACCACGAGCAUCAGGUGGUGGCCGGAUUGUCGGCGGUGCUGCGGCCGCUGGAGGCGCUCGGCGACAAGUUUGGCACGGCGGAGAUCUUUGACGCCAUGCCGGUCGACAUGUUCUGGGCACACUUUCUGCUCAUUACCCGCAGCUUCAGCUCCUCACUCCGAGACAUCUUCUUCCGUGGCUUUGCGUGGCAGGCAAGUCAACGGGCUGCGGUCGAGACGGCCUUUGGCGAGAUCAACAAGGCUGUGUACAACGUCAUCCGGCAUCAGACCCAAGCUGGCAACCAAGCCACGGUCGUGGCGGCGCUGAAGAAAGCAGUCGGAAAUGUGUCUCUUCUUCCGGUGGUGGCGCUGGUCCCGCAGAUGGACCGGUCUGCCGGCGUCGCGCUUCGUGCCUUUGCCGCGGUCGUCUGCGCCGCCGUUCCGUGGUACUGGGCCACCGGUUGCUUCUUUACGGCCAUGCAGACACCAGCAGUUGCACAGGCGCACUGGGGGCUCGCGGCAAUGAGCACCAAGCGCGCCAUGAAUCACCUCGAGGUGCUGCAGCAUGCGGCGACGUUGUGGCACGGCGAGAUCCUCAUCACUUCACCGCACGACGCUGCCGCGCCAAAGUGCCAAGACAAGCUUGGCUCGCUGCUCAUCGACUCGCGCCUGCUCGGCGUCCUUGCACAUGCAGUGCACGCCGAGGCUGCCGGCAGCUCACUCGCCGAGCUCCCCGCCUGUCUCGAUGGCGGCGACUCGAGCUCCAGUCUCCGACAGAACGUCCUCGCCUCCGCCAUCGAGAGCGUCUCUGGCGAGCAGAUCCUCCUCCAGAGCGGCAGUACUGCGGUAGCGAGCAUUGUUACCGCGGCAGGCAUGGCAGCCAGCGAGGUGCAGCUGCUUGUGGCCACCAUCACCCGCGCAGCGGCAGCACCCGUGGGUGCGGCGAUUUGCGGCGUGCCUGGCGCGCUCGCCGGCGCCAUCGUUGAGGGUGCACAGGCGUUUGCCGUCGCCACAGGCCUCGACAUCAGACAGCGGCUCAACUUUGCGUCACCCGCCGUACUUUCCGCCGUCCUCGCUCACCUCGACGAGCACGAUGUGGUGGCUCGGGCGGACCAGAUUGUAAGCAUCAAGUCCCACCGCCGCAAGGUCGCGGCCGCCAAGGCUGCCAUGGCCAGCGAGGGCUUUGUGACAAAGGCAGUCGGCGAGGCGAAACCUGGUGCGUCGACGAAGACCAAUACCAAGACCAAGGCCAAGGCCAAGGCCAAGGCCAAGCCAAAGAUCAAGCCAAAGGCCCAGGCCAAGGCCAAGGCCAAGCCAAAGAUCAAGCCAAAGAUCAAGCCAAAGAUCAAGCCAAAGGCCAAGGCCAAGGCCAAUGCCAAGCCAAAGAUCAAGCCAAAGGCCAAGGCCAAGCCGGAAGGCCAAGCCGACCGGCAAGCAACCAAUGCCAAGCCCGCGUCACCGCCGAUUUACACCAGCAAGAGCAGCGUGGCCGCGUGCCGGUCGUCCGGCGUCGCCUCGGUCUCGGCUUCGCUACUCCACUCCCUCACCCUCGCCAUGCUCUCUUCUCUACUCGACGACGAGCUCUGGACACUCAAGGCUGUGCUCGCGGGCUGCAACGUGGUACUCUUUGUCGCCGGUGUGGUCACCGCGCUUCGGCGCGCCCGUCGGACGCCCCUGACGACGGCUGUGCUCGGCAACGAUGGCGGGCGAUGCAGGGCAGACGGGGACGAUGUGGCACUUGUGGUGGUAACUGCGCAUCCGGAUGACGAGGUCAUGUUCUUUGCUCCACUUUUGCUACACUGGCCCGGUCCCAAGUCGGUCUGUUGCCUCUCGGAUGGCGGGUACGAUGGUCUCGGCAAGGUGCGGAGUAAGGAGCUGGAGCGGGUCGGGAGCGAGCUGGGUCUGGCUCGGGUCGAUGUGGGUCCGCUGCCAGACGGCCCAAACGAGGAGUGGCGUGUGGAUGAUGUGGUGCCACAUGUUGAAGCUGCGGUCCGUGCUGCGGGUGGCGAUGACGGCGUAGAGGUAGUCGUCGCCUCGUUUGAUGACUACGGCGUCUCGGGCCACGUCAAUCAUCGCGCGGUGGCGCGGGCUGUGGCGUCGAUGGCGGAAGCACCACCCCGUGGUGUUGUGGCGCUACUCGCCCUCGACUCGGUCUCAUGGAGCCGCAAGUAUCUGGGCUGGCUGGCACUGCUGCCGCUGCUCUACUUGGACGCGCUCGAUGCGAGCAAGAUCUGUGUCGUCUCCGGCCCGCGCUCGUGGCUCCGCGCCCUCUCGGCCAUGCGGAUCCACGCCUCACAAAUGGUCUGGUUCCGCUGGCUCUACAUCGGCUUUGCCAGCUACAUGUUUGCCAACGUCUUCCGCACCCUUGUGCCAUCAGCAGGCCGUCGAGCGAGCUGAUGAUGAGUAAAAGCGCGCCUGG